Physella acuta is the source of this 1907-nucleotide messenger RNA. Its product is annotated as phosphatidylglycerophosphatase and protein-tyrosine phosphatase 1. Lineage: Eukaryota; Metazoa; Mollusca; Gastropoda; Physidae. Gene Ontology annotation, biological process: protein dephosphorylation. Gene Ontology annotation, molecular function: phosphatidylinositol-4,5-bisphosphate 5-phosphatase activity; phosphatidylglycerophosphatase activity; phosphoprotein phosphatase activity. The record is from RefSeq and is a predicted model, not a curated record.
UCUUUAUUACCAAUUCAAGAUAAAAUUGUCAAAAUAAAAUAAGACCAAUAGCGUACAGGAUAAUGCAACAUUAUUAUAUUGUAUUCCUCAAUAAAGUUUAAUAUUAAAUAAAUCUAGGUUAGGCUGCUCAUUUUAGUAGUGAGGUAAGAAUAUCACUAAGGUCAUAUCCGGAGCGAAGUUAAUGUCAACAACAUCACGGCAUGUGAGUUUAUUACCAACUUACCAAGUCAUUAUCUUGAAGUUUAAAAGUGAGUAAGUAGUGGUAGUCUACAAACAGAUUCUACUAGUUUUCAAAAAGCUACGGGUAGAUAUUUUACAGUAACAGCUAACUUGAAAUUGAGUUCACAUCCUGGACUCAAGAUUCUGGCAACCAGGCAAAAGGUUCGCAUGGAAGGUUGAAGAUGAAUGAUGCCUAAACUUUCUUAUUGUGAUGUGGCAACACCUGGUCCAAAACUUCAUGCCCGACUGGCUCAUGAUAAAAUUUUAGGUUAAGAAAAAGAUGUUUGCCCGUUUGCUCUUUUACCCAACUCUGGCUGUGAACUGUUGUAUGUCUAAAUUUACAUCAAGAAACUGGUAUGAUCCCAUUGAUGAAACAGUUAUACUGGGUGCUCUGCCCUUGAAAUCUAUCACACUAAAGUUGAUUAAGGAAGAAAAGAUCCAAGCAAUGAUAUCUAUGAAUGAGGAUUAUGAAAUGAGAUAUCUUACCUAUACAACAAAGGAGUUGAAAGCCUUGGGCGUGGAACAUCUUAAGCUGAGAACAGUUGACCUGACGGGGACCCCGACCCAGGAAAAUUUGCAUCUUGCUGUGAAGUUUCUGCUGUCACACAGGCAGGCAGGUCGCAGGGUUUACUUACACUGUAAGGCUGGCAGGACACGCAGUACCACAGUGGCAGUGUGUUACCUAAUGCAGUUGCACAAGUGGAGUCCAGAAAAAGCAACAAAUUUUGUCAAAUCAAAACGACCCCAAACAUGGCUGAGAGGCAAACAGCAUGAAUCAAUACAAUGUUUUUAUGAUAGUUUAAAAUUUUCCUGAUACCAAAUAGUUAUUUAAAAUUUUAGGGUUAUAAAAUUAUCUUCUCAAAAGUAUGAGAAGUAAUGGAGAUAAGAACUGUGAAGGACAAGUCAAAUGUUUAUUUUUUACAUUCACCACACAAUUUUUUUUUUGUUUAACUGAAAAAUGUGUUGGUUUCUGCAUAUAGUAACAGCACAUAAGGAAUUGUAUUCGCUUAAUGAAGUGAGAUAAUGUGCUUCGAAUAGUAGUAAGAGCAUGGCUUUUGAUAUUUAUAAAGUAAAGGAAGCAACUCAAAAAUUAUUAUCACUACUGAUAAAGUAUUCCAAGAGUAAAGUCCCCUAUUCACGAGAAUCUUGUUGAACCAUCUUUACCUUGGCAUUACUACAAGUAAUUCUAGAAAAAACAGUUUUAUCACCAUCUAAAGAGACUUUUAUUGAUUUUUUUUUAGUUUUUAAUGCCAUUUUUAUGUUACAUUUAAAUUUAUUUUUAAUAAUUCUAGUAUACAAUGUCAAAUGAAAGCCUUUCCAGCUCAUCUACAACAUAACACUGAACAAAUGUGCAGCAGUCAGCGUUAUAAUCAUAUACGAACCUGAAACACCAAACAGACAGCUGUUUAAUUAUAUAUAGUAGGUUAAUUGAUUGUUUAAUAAAAGAGCGUUUAAAGUGGAUAUAAUAUUAUGCCUAUAAAGCGAUGGUUUAAUUGUUGUUUAAUAUAAGAAGUAUGUUUGAAGUAUAUGGAAAUUCUAUGCAAACCAUAUCCUAAAACUAAAUACAGUAUUUUUACCUGUUAAAAUCUUGACAUUAUUUGUUGAUGCAUCUGUUAAAUAAUUGUUCUCUGUGUGAUAGAGAUUGCAUGUCACUCAAUCCACUUCAAAUAUAAAUAAACUAAUAUGUA